Messenger RNA from Zonotrichia leucophrys gambelii, 1074 nucleotides. It is a transcript of the gene FSAF1, whose product is annotated as chromosome 3 C1orf131 homolog. The record is from RefSeq and is a predicted model, not a curated record. Bases 16 to 867 code for a protein of 283 amino acids. The transcript has 7 exons. Lineage: Eukaryota; Metazoa; Chordata; Aves; Passeriformes; Passerellidae.
CGGGGGCACCGCGCCAUGGGCGGCGCCAUGUCGGGUGCGACGGGAGCCGCCGGGGGUCACACGCCGGCCCGCCCGCCCGCCGCGGCAGCCAUGGGACCGCGGGAGCCGCGCCACCGGCUGGAGGCGGUGCUCGGCGCCCUCUACGACCUGGGUGAGGAGCCCGGCGGCGGCCGGCGCGCUGCAGAGGACGGCGAAGCGAGAGCUGUGCCGCCGACAGUGGAGGAAGAAGAGGAGGAGCAAGAGGAGAGACGGGAGCCUCAGCCGGCGGCGGGCGGGCGGCGCGGCGCCCGCGGCUUCUUCGGGGAGCUGCGGGCCGAGCUGAGCGCCGCCGGCCCUGCCCCGCCGGCCCCCGCCGGCCCGCCCGCCGUGGAGGUGGUGGUGUUCCGCGGGAGGAAGAGGAAGGAGCGGCACGGCCCCUCGGCAGCGCCCGCCGGCACAGCACAGACCCAAAUAGUGAAUGAAGAGAAAAAUGCAGUCAGACAAGAAUUUAACUUUGAAAAGGCUCGCCUGGAAGUGCACAAGUUUGGAAUCACUGGCUACAAGAAGCAGGAGCAACGUGUUUGGGAACGGGAGCGUGCUAUCAUGCUGGGAGCCAAGCCCCCCAAAAAGGCACAUAUGAACUACAGGACUUACCAAGAGAAACUGAAAGAGAAAAAAGCAGUGAAAGAUGCUGAUAAGGAAAAGGAACAUAAAGGUGAUUCUCUUAAGAAGAAGAAGCAGAAAGAACAGAAGGAGAGGAAGGCCAAGAGGAAGAAAUCAGUGCCUAGCAUUUGGCCUGCAGGACAAGUUGGAAAAUUCAGAAAUGGGACCUUGAUUCUGCAAAGCCGUGACAUAAAGAAAAUUAAAUCAUCUAAAGUUAGCAAAUGAACUUCAUGAUACAGAGGGAAAUGGACAAUAUGCAUAAGAGAAUUCACGUUGCUAGCAACACAGACUUCUGGGGCCUUUUGCGUAUCCACCAUAUCCUAAUUUUUUAAUCUUGUUAUUGCAGGAUUUUUAUGUAACAUUCUGCCUUGGGAUGGAUAUUAGAAUUUACUAUUUUAUAAAUAAAGAUUAGAGUUCUUAUUAAGAAGGUUA